Brienomyrus brachyistius is the source of this 4123-nucleotide messenger RNA. It is a transcript of the gene grin3a, whose product is annotated as glutamate receptor, ionotropic, N-methyl-D-aspartate 3A. The record is from RefSeq and is a predicted model, not a curated record. Gene Ontology annotation, cellular component: postsynaptic membrane; plasma membrane. Bases 1 to 3336 code for a protein of 1111 amino acids. Gene Ontology annotation, biological process: monoatomic ion transport; ionotropic glutamate receptor signaling pathway; modulation of chemical synaptic transmission. Lineage: Eukaryota; Metazoa; Chordata; Actinopteri; Osteoglossiformes; Mormyridae. Gene Ontology annotation, molecular function: NMDA glutamate receptor activity; transmitter-gated monoatomic ion channel activity involved in regulation of postsynaptic membrane potential. The transcript is spliced from 9 exons.
AUGACGGGCUUGCGGAUCUGGGCUUCCCUGGGCAGAUUCUUGCUGCUCCCGCUUCUAACGCCAUGCACACUGAUGUCGACUUGGGUUCCGGGGUCCCUCGCCCACCCGCAGCCAUGUCAGAUACUGAGAAGAAUUGGGCACACGGUGCGAGUGGGGGCCGUGCACCUACAACCCCGAGUCUUAAACGGCCACGCCGUGGGGGUCCAUGACAUCCUCGGAGAUGGCCACGCCGAAGGAGGAAGAAGCGUAGAAGAUGCGGAGAGUGGAAGCGAUCACAGCUGGAAGGGCAGCGCAUCCAACAGUCUAACAAAUAAGCAGAACAAGGGCGCGAAAAGAACAUUAACGAAUAAAAGUGCCGAGGAUGAAAGUGGCGUGUUUCUGCCCAGAGAGUCCGUUUUGCUCGCCACGGAUGCCCUCAACAGCGUGGUCGGUCUUUUGCCGUUCAACUUGUCUCUGGAGGUGGUCAUGGUGGUUGAAACGAGUCUUGGAGAGCUGCCCGCCUUCUCCUUCGCCUCCUCGACUACGCCAGCUUUCGCGGACCCCGUGUCAUUCCUCCAAAGCGUGUGCCACACGGUGGUGGUACAGGGGGUCUCUGCCAUAAUGGGCUUUCCUCAGAGCAGGGACGAGAUGUUGGAGUUAGAGUUCCUGGCCACCGCACUGCAAAUCCCCGUCAUCAGUAUUGUUCAAAGCGAGUUCCCGCGACAUAGUAAGAACCCCCUCCACCUCCAGAUGAGCAUGCAGAACUCCAUCACCCCUCAGGCAGAGCUCAUCAUCUCCAUCCUGUCCAUGAACAGCUGGUACCACAUCAGCCUGGUCCUGUGUCAAGAAUGGGAGAUCUCAGACUUCCUGCUCCUGCUCCAAAACACCUCCCGAUUCCACCUGGGCCCCACUGUGAACAUCUCUGCCAUCGGUACCACCGGGGAUGGCAUCCGUGGGCCCCUGAAGGCCGUAGGGCAUGUCGCGUCCACGGUAGUAACCUUUGGGUGCGACAUCCAGGAUGUCCAACAGAUAUUCAGAGCCCUUGCAGAGCUAUGGCCGACGGCGGACCACCACUGGGUCCUGGGGGACGCUCAGGAUGUGGGGGAGCUGAGGACAGAGGGGUUGCCUCUGGGGCUGGUGGCUCAUGGGAAGAUGGCAGAGCCAGUGCUAGACCACUAUGUGCAAGAUGCCCUGGAGAUGGUUGCCAGGGCUGUGGGCUCUGCGGCCCGUGUUUCCCCGGAGCUUGCCCUGCUGCCGAGCACCACCAACUGCCUGCUUAUGGACAACAGAAACCUAACCUCAGGAAAAUACCUUUCCAGGUUUUUGGCUAAUACGUCAUUCGAUGGCCUGACUGGCUUCAUUGAGCUCCAGCAGGAGUCUGUGAUCACAUCGGAGAGCCACCACUUCAUCUGGAACUUGCAGCAUGACCCCUUGGGCAACCCCACGUGGACACGGCUGGGCCGCUGGAAGCAGGGCCGGAUGCUGAUGGACCAUGGGAUGUGGUCCAGUAAGGGGCAGACACAGCGGGGUGGGGACUGGAGGCGGCCAUCCAGGCUGCAUCUGCGAGUGGUGACCCUGGUGGAGCAUCCCUUCGUGUUCACCCGGGAAGUGGAUGAGGAUGGACAGUGCCCCGCCGGACAGCUGUGCCUGGAUCCGCUGGUCAACGAUUCGGUGGUGCUGGAGCACCUGUUUGCAGCCCUUCGGGGCCCAAACAGCACCGUUCCCGUGGAGCUCAAGAAGUGUUGCUAUGGCUACUGCAUCGACCUGCUGGAGAAGCUGGCAGAGGACAUGGCUUUUGACUUCGACCUCUAUAUCGUGGGCGACGGCAAGUAUGGAGCCUACAAAAACGGCCGCUGGACAGGACUGGUGGGAGACCUCCUCAGUGGUGCUGCUCAGAUGGCCGUCACCUCAUUCAGCAUCAACUCCGCCCGCAGCCAGAUGAUCGACUUCACCGGCCCAUUUUUCUCCACCAGCUUGGGCAUUCUGGUACGGACCAGGGACACAGCCGCGCCCAUCGGCGCCUUCAUGUGGCCUCUGCACUGGUCUAUGUGGCUGGGCAUCUUCGUAUCACUGCAUGUCACUGCCAUCUUUCUCACCCUCUAUGAAUGGAAAAGCCCCUUCGGCAUGACGCCCAAGGGCCGGAACAGGAAGAGGGUCUUCUCGUUCUCCUCUGCCCUAAACGUCUGCUACGCCAUCCUGUUUGGCAGGACGGCAGCCAUCAAGCCGCCCAAGUGCUGGACAGGCCGAUUCCUCAUGAACCUCUGGGCCAUAUUUUGCCUGUUCUGCCUGUCUACCUACACUGCAAACCUGGCCGCGGUGAUGGUUGGGGAGAAGACCUAUGAGCAGCUCUCAGGAAUUCACGACCCCAAGCUGCAUCACCCAUCCCAAGGCUUCCGGUUUGGGACUGUCAGAGAGAGCAGCGCGGAGGACUAUGUGAAGAAGAGCUUCCCCGAGAUGCACGAGUACAUGCGGCGAUACAACGUCCCAGCAACCCCAGACGGAAUCGACAACCUGAAGAACGAUCCACAAAAACUUGAUGCCUUCAUCAUGGACAAAGCUCUGCUGGACUAUGAGGUGUCAAUAGACGCCGACUGCAAGAUGCUCACGGUGGGGAAACCGUUUGCAAUUGAAGGUUACGGCAUCGGACUUCCCCAGGGGUCUGCGCUCACCUCCAACGUCUCAGAGCUGAUCAGCCAGUACAAGUCCGACGGCUUCAUGGACGUGCUGCAUGACAAGUGGUACAAGGUGGUUCCAUGUGGCAAGCGGAGUUUCGCCGUUACAGAGACUUUGCAGAUGGGGGUCAAGCACUUCUCGGGACUGUUCGUCAUGCUGUGUGCCGGCGUGGCCCUGUCGCUCCUCACCACGGUCGCCGAGCAUGUCGUCUACCGCUUCGUUAUCCCCGGCAUGCAGAAGAAGCCCCGGUUUAAGUAUUGGCUUCACACGAGCCAGAGAUUACACCGUGCCCUGAAUCCAUCAUUCCACGAAGACAAGCUACAGACUGUGGCUAAACUGGAGAAGAGCAACAACGUCGAAAACAAUCAAGCCCAGUGGAAUGCCUCCAGCUCCAACUGCAACCGGCGGAAACUUCCGCUCCAAGGGGGUCAGCAGAAUGACCGAGAAUACAUACAGUGCAAGGAGAUCGCCCCAGCAUCAGCCAAGACAGAACUCCCCCUGCAGACCACCUCCAACGGAAAGACCGAUUUACUCGGUCUGGCCAGGAACCCUAUACUUCAAGAACUCUCUGAUCUAGAGACCCAGAUCCGGAUCAUCAAGCAGGAACUACAGCUGGCCAUUAAGAAGAAGGAGGAACUGGAGCAGUACCAGCAAAGGACCACGACCACUACCAUGGAAUCAUAGGUCCAUCCUCGGCUCUCCCUUAAACGUUGGGCUAUCGGAGACACGUCCUGGUCAUUUCUUCUUGCCGAGGAUUCAAGCGAGCUACUGGAUGGUUCCUCCUUCUGUGUUGACGUGGUAACCUCAGAAACCUGGAACAUAUAUUUUUGUUCAUCACUGAAAACUAUCAGUUUGCACACAGUAUUUUGGAGAUACCAGCUCUUUUGAAAAUUUGGGACUCUACAGUUGUACAAGAACCUUCAAAGCUACUGCUCUGCACUUGAACACUUUGAAGCAGGUCAUGCAGACGGGGCUGCAGCACAUUCGGCGAGGGCGCACGUGCGCGCACACGUCUCUGAAGUGUGUCGAGAAAAGCAGGAGGCCCACCACACGGCGGGGUCCAGGUCACCUUCGGCGAUGAUGCAAAAGCUCAGAAAACUCAAAGGCUUGUUAAUAAUGUAUGAAUGCAGCUGCUCCUCAGUGGAGUCCCAGGAAAGCUCGAGUCGGAGCGAUUUGAUGCCUGACACCCCCAGACAAUUCGUGCCGCCCCCCCAUCUCAUGGCUGGUUACCCACUUUAAGUGUGCUUGCAUAAAUGGCGGAUCUCUUUCACACCACAAAAGGCUGCCCGUGUGAGGGACUACACCACUGGUCAGACUGCAAAGCAUGGCCCAUCGCCAUGUCGGGCAGCUGAAAAGGGGAUAACCGGCUGCUGAUUAUGUCUCCACUUUGGCCAAUAGUAAGCUGUGAAAGGGAGCCCUGGGUUUAUUCCCAGAAUCUCCAAUCUACAUCGGAAUUCACUCACACCGCCAU